ACUUAUAAACACUUUUUUUAGACAAAGUGGACUCACCCUUCCUAAUGCAAGCAUAUAACAAAAAAAAAAUAUCGUACACAGCCCGCGAAAAAUCAAAAUUCACCUUUUUUCUUUACACACAAUUGUAUUUACUUACUUAUAAUCUAAAAGCACAUCAGAAAUUGACAUAGCCACAUUCAUUCACAUCGAUUUUUAAUUUUUGUAAAAAUUUUAUAAAAAACAAGAUAAGCGUUAACUUCGGUUAAACCGCAGCUAUAAAAUCCUUUAAAUAUAAAAAAGUUGUCCAUACAAGCAUUGGAUACCGAUCGUUGUGUGGCAGCUAUAUGCUAAAUUUGUCCGACAUUAGUGGUUCCAGCAAAUGAGCAGCUUCUUGGGCCAAAGGGAUGGGCAAAAUUUCAGGUCAUGCAAAUCAUAUACAUAUAUAUUUUAUAGGAUUAACAUCGGAGAUCUGUGUGUUACAAACUUCGUGACAAACUUAAUACACCCUGUUCAGGGUAUAAUUAAAAAAAAAACUCGACAAGGAGCUUAGCUGAAAAAUACUACCGUAAUAUGAGAAGACUCUCCGCCUUUUCGAACUUACGAAAUUAAUAACACUGUGUCAUUUCAUUCGAAAUGCAACACUGGUACUUCGAACUUUUUUCUAUUCAAAGUGCAAGAGGGGAAAUUGUUAUUCGUAUAUUUAGUUUUAGUUCAGACGCGAAAUAAAUUCACUGCUAAUAAAAAUUAAUUGAAAUAUUAUCGUUAUAAAAUCAGUUGAAGAAUGUUUUCUUUUUAGUUUUAAAAAGUUUUAUAUUUGAUUGCAUUUUUCGAAAGCACAAAGUGAAAUCAUCGACAAAGUUCAGCGCGAAUUAUGUGUAAAUUUACCCAAAUCGAUUUUCCACGUCUGUAAUAAAAUUUCUCUGCGUUUAAAAAGAAUAUCAACAAUAAAGACCCAAAUUAAGAACGCAAUUCAAUUACCCUAAACACAAAUAAUAUAAAAAGGAUAAAAGCGUUUAUUUACAUCUACCGAAGGUCAUUUUAAUUUAAACGCGCAAAUAAAAAAUAAUAUUGCGACAUAAGCACAACUACUGUUUAAUUAUCGCAUGAGCAUUGAGAAAUUACAGGGGCCACAAUAGUUUGUUUUUAUGAUUGAAUCUGUACAGUCGAAACUGAAUAAAGACAACAAUUGUCGCUUUAAUAUAUAACCAAUUGCUUGGCGCACAUGCUGUUCAAUUAGUUGCCUCACCACUACCACAGCAACUACAUACAUACAUGUGAGAGGAGAGAGAGUGCUGCACAAAAUUCAAAACUGAAGACGCCAGUCGGUUCGCCAAUUUCGUACGUCGUAUCAUUAUCAUCCUUUCUAUCUUCACACGUACUAUUCAUCAUAGCUGCUAUAUUGUUGUUGUUCCUUUAAACAAUUUUAUUUUGAACGUUUUGCUGCUAUGGCCACUACAUCAGUGCUCGCUAACAAUCCAAUUUCGACACUAGCAUCAGCGGUCGCUGUGAAUUCCUCAUCAUCGUCUACGACUACUACCUCACCUACUUUAAUUUCAACACGUAAACGCACCUACGAGACUGCUAUCUCAAUGCCCGCUGUCGCAACAAAAUCUCGAGGAGCAACUGCUGCUGUAGCUAAAGCAUCACUUGCCAACAAAAUGAAUGCGAAUGGUAAUGAUGUUGCACUCAAUGAUAUACAUGUGGAUGGUGUCAGUACAGCAACUGCUGCAACAGCAAACAAAGAUUAUACACGCACAGUUUCACAAUGUGAACCGGAUGAGGAAGCGUCCGGCUCAUCCUCUGCAUACUAUGAUAGUCCUGUUAAGAAGGAGUACGUACCGGUGCCACAGCCGUUGCUUACGAUCAGUAGUGGCUCAUCAGAUUUUGCGACAAUUUGUAAACCAGCACCAUUGUCCACCGACGAAGAGGCUGUUGUGGAGCGUGAGAAAUGUGACUACAAUUAUAAAAUCACCUAUCAAAUGGCGCGGUCUGGUCAAACGAAACGACGCGUACGUGUCUACGCCGAUGGCAUUUAUGACCUUUUCCAUCAAGGUCAUGCCAGACAGCUAAUGCAGGCGAAAAACAUUUUCCCAAAUGUUUACUUAAUUGUGGGUGUGUGCAAUGAUGAGCUUACACACCGCAUGAAGGGGCGUACUGUUAUGAAUGAUCAAGAGCGUUACGAAGCGUUACGUCACUGCCGCUAUGUCGAUGAGAUUGUUCCGGAUGCCCCUUGGACUCUAUGUGAAGAAUUUAUUGCGUCAAACAAAAUUGAUUUUGUUGCACACGAUGACAUUCCAUACACUGGCGCAGGCGUGGAAGAUAUAUAUGCGCCAUUAAAGGCCAAAGGCAUGUUUGUUGCCACAGAACGCACAGAAGGCGUAUCUACUUCAGAUAUUGUCGCACGUAUUGUCAAGGACUAUGACUUAUAUGUACGCCGAAAUUUGGCGCGUGGUUACUCGGCUAAAGAUUUAAAUGUCUCAUUCCUUUCGGAGAAGAAGUUUCGAUUCCAAAAUAAAAUGGAUGAGUUAAAGAAUCGCGGACGACGCGAACUGAACAAAGUGAAGGAUGAUAUCAUCACUAAAUGGGAGGAGGCAUCUCGUGACUUUAUCGAUGCAUUCCUUUUACUUUUCGGACGCGAACGUCUUAAUCAUUUGUGGAAUGAAUCUAAGGGCAAAUUAAUUCAAGCGCUCAGUCCACCCGGCAGUCCAAGUGGUUCUAUAAAUGGUGAUGAUGAUGAAGACGAUUUUGAUUAUGAUGAUGAUGAUACCGACUUCGCAACUGUACGCAUGCCGGCCACUGCUGCGCGGAGUCGAGUCACAGAUAGUCCUACAUUACGUGGUAAAACCGAUCGUGUAGCCGAUUCUGCCAAGGCCACCAAAAUGACAACACAAGUGAACGACGACGACGACGAUGAUGAUGAUGGCGAAUAUGAGCAUAGAAGUAAUUAGAGUAAUACGAUAUCCAAAUAUUUCGUAGGUAAUAUUAUUAUUGUAAUGCAAAAAAUGCGAAAUGAAAAGCAAAAAAGAAUUACAUUAAAGAAUAACAAAUACAAUUAUUUGCAUACAUGCAAAUGUCUUUGGAAACAAUGAAAUAUUUCGUCAAGGAAUAAAAAAAUAAAAUAAGUCAUAGGUGGAAAAAUGAAAUUGGAACCCAAAUAUAGCCUAUUAUGUGCAAACGAAGUUACUAAAGAAUCUACAUAAGUUUAAUAAAUAAAAAGGAUCACAGACAGCUUUUACGAUGCAACUGCAGUAGUUAGUUAGAGUGAGAGAGCAACAGAGUUUGAGCGCGAGUAGUAAAUGUACUUUAGAGUUUUCGAGCCGAAGAGCAGCAAUGUAUUUACAGUUAUUUGAAUUUACACUUUAUGAAUAUAUCCUCCGAAAUAUCUUCAAUAGAAAAAAACUAAAAAAUUUAUUUCAAAUAGUAAUUUAAUUGCUACACUCUUACUGCACUGCACAACUGUUUGACGAUAUGAAUUGCAAAAGCAUGUCAUUAAGAGUAACAGUAUCAACAGGACAUGCCACAAAAUACGAUGCUAUUUAUUCUACAGUUGUAUAUACGUAGCUUAGUCAAUUGGCUACCCAUUAGGUUAAUCUCGAUCUUGAUGAAUUAAAUUCUUUAAUAAUAAUCUAAGUGCUUAUUUAUGACUGUAUGUUAAGUAGUAUAUACAUAUAUGCGCUGGCGGUUCUGGAUACCGGCCCCCACUACUAAAGGCAAAACAUUGUUUAAAGAAUAUUUAAAGCUGAAAAAUUUAAGUGAUAAUCGAAUAGUUUCGAAUGAAUAAAUGAAAAGGCGAUUAGUAAGACUUAUGCCAAAACCCACUGAAAUAAAAUAAAAACAAAAGAUUUUUACUUUUUUAUAACAACCUUAUUUUAUAACCUGCUUUAAAUCGGUUAAUAAACCGUCAACAAUGGCCCAUUUUUAUAA
Molecule: messenger RNA, 3903 nt
Organism: Bactrocera oleae (olive fruit fly)
Lineage: Eukaryota; Metazoa; Arthropoda; Insecta; Diptera; Tephritidae
Product: choline-phosphate cytidylyltransferase A
Biological process (GO): CDP-choline pathway
Molecular function (GO): choline-phosphate cytidylyltransferase activity; phosphatidylcholine binding
Source: RefSeq, a predicted model, not a curated record